AUGGCGGCAGACACUGCAGUGUCUGCGAGUCCUGAAGAGACUCUGGAGUCACUGUUACGUGAAGCAGAGGCUCUCAAGCAGAAGUUAGAGGAGGAGCGCCAAAAACUCAAUGAUGUUACUUUGUCAUGUGUUGCUGAAAGGUUGGAGCCCAUUAAUUUUCCUACUCUAAAACUGCGUAGAGUGCUCAAGGGUCAUCAAGCCAAGGUUCUUUGCUCAGAUUGGUCUCCAGAUAAACGUCAUAUUGUUUCUUCUUCUCAGGAUGGGAAAUUGAUUAUUUGGGAUGCAUUUACCGCCACUAAAGAACUUACAAUUUCUAUGCCCAGCACCUGGGUCAUGGCAUGUGCAUAUGCUCCUUCUGGGAACAUGGUUGCUGCUGGGGGCUUGGACAACAAGGUGACGGUAUUCCCACUGGCGUCUGGUGGCGCAGAGGAGGAGCCGACGGCGCGCAAGCGCACUGUGGCCACGCACACCUCCUACAUGUCGGCAUGCCUGUUCCCUAACACCGACCGCCAGCUGCUUACGGGUAGCGGCGACGGCACCUGCGCGCUGUGGGACGUGGAGUCUGGCCAGCUGCUGCAGAGCUUCCAAGCGCACGCCGCCGACGUGAUGGCGCUCGACCUGGCGCCCAGCGACAUGGGCGACACGUUCGUGUCAGGUGGCUGCGACCGCGCCGUGCUCGUGUGGGACAUGCGCUCGGGCCACGCCGUGCAGGCCUUCGACACGCACUUGUCCGACGUGAACAGCGUGCGCUUUCAUCCGUCGGGCGACUCGCUGGCGUCGGGCUCCGACGACUCGUGCUGCCGCCUGUUCGACCUGCGAGCCGACCGCGAGGUGGCGCGCUACGGCAAGGACAGCCUGCUGUUUGGCGUCAACUCGGUGGAAUGGUCGCUGAGCGGGCGUCUGCUGUUCGCGGGCUACAGCGACUACACGGCGUGCGCGUGGGAUGCGCUGCGCGCCGCGCGCGUGUGCGUGCUGUGCGGGCACGAGCACCGCGUGGCGCGCGUGCAGCUCGCGCCUGACGGCACGGCGCUGUCCACCGCCUCGUGGGACACCACACUGCGCGUGUGGGCC
This is a messenger RNA of Brenthis ino (lesser marbled fritillary), 1071 nucleotides long. The record is from the annotation of a GenBank genome assembly. Lineage: Eukaryota; Metazoa; Arthropoda; Insecta; Lepidoptera; Nymphalidae.